AUGAAUUAAAACAAUUUAUUUCUUAUUGAAGGGCUAAAGUUGUAGUAAGGGAACAAAUAAGCUGUCUAAUUAAUACCUUAAGUAAAUGGUCUAAAAAUGAUUGUAAGAAUUACAUUAAUUUAGAACACUCUUGAUAAUUCAUUGAUAUUAAACAUUGAUUUUUAUGAUGAUGGAAUAUUCUUUGAUUGGAGUCCUUACAUUAACAAUAAAAAUGAUGAGAAUAUAUAUUUCAUAAUACAUUUUCAUGGGUAGUUGUACAAAGUUUUUGGAACCCCAUUUUAAUUAGAUUCUAUGUAUGAAUUUUCUUCAGGAAAAUUUAUUUUUAAAAGGAAUGACAUUUACAUUUUAGAUACUAUAAAUGAAUCAAUAUCUACACAUUAAGUAUUUAUAUAUAUUAUUUCUAGUUAUCGACAAUUAUAAAUAGACAUAAUGGUAAAAAAUAUAUUGAAAAAAGAAUUAAUUAAUUAGAUUCUUAAGAAAUAUCUAAUUAAAGUAUCACAGAUUUUGGAUGGGAUAAAGUUCCUGAAGAGAUACGUAUCAUCUAAUUAUUAAAUAUACAACGAUGUCCAUAUAUUAUGAAAAUAGAUUAACUCGCAUUUGAUGGAGAAUGCUAUUCAAUUAUUUAUUAAUGUUCAACUUAAAUCUCACUAAGAUAAAUAUUAAAGAAAUAUAAGAAUCCACCUAUUUCCUUUAUUAUUGAAGUCAUGGAACAACUACUUUUAGGUAUAAAUAUUCAAAAAAUUUAGUUUUAAACAUCUUUGAAGAGCUAAAUAUAAUUCAUAAUGGAAUUACUUUAGACAAUAUAUGUUAUUCUCAAGAAUUCAAUUCUAUUUAUCUUUGUAAUUUCUCUCAUUCUAUAUUUGAAACCUAAAAUCGAUCUCUAAUGUAAUAAUAUCAAUUUCAAUUUUAGAAAAGGUAAUUCAAUUGGAUUCGUUCCACCAGAGCAAUAUUAACUUAAUUCUCGUAUCUCCACUUAAGCCAAUAUAUACUAAUUAGGAGUUUUAUUAUACUAUAUGUAUACAUAGCAAUUGUAAUUUAGGCUAUUUAAUGAAAACCCAUUUGGAAAAGAUUAAAAGAAUAUAUUAUUAAAUAAUAUUGCUGGAAAAUAUUAAAUUCCAAGUACAAAAUAAGAUAAGAAUAUUAUUGAAAUUAUGAAAUCAAUGCUAUAAAAGAAUCCAUAAAAAAGGAAAUCUUCUAAAGAAUAUUUAACAUCUAAGAUAUUUAUGCCAUCUUAUCGAUCAAAAAUUUCAAAACAUACUUUCUUCUCUUUUUUUGAAUAUAAUUUUAAUUAAAAAAUAGAUGAAUUUGAAGUUGGAGAAGAUUAUAAUUAUGUUUAAAGUGUGAAAACAUUAUAAAUAAAUAAAGGAAACAAAAAAUGA
Molecule: messenger RNA, 1379 nt
Organism: Paramecium pentaurelia
Lineage: Eukaryota; Ciliophora; Oligohymenophorea; Peniculida; Parameciidae
Source: the annotation of a GenBank genome assembly